Papilio polytes (common Mormon) is the source of this 1932-nucleotide messenger RNA. RefSeq names its product HEAT repeat-containing protein 5B-like. The transcript has 13 exons. Lineage: Eukaryota; Metazoa; Arthropoda; Insecta; Lepidoptera; Papilionidae. Gene Ontology annotation, biological process: intracellular protein localization; retrograde transport, endosome to Golgi; endocytosis. The coding region runs from base 238 to 1932 and encodes 564 amino acids. Gene Ontology annotation, cellular component: endocytic vesicle; Golgi apparatus; membrane. The record is from RefSeq and is a predicted model, not a curated record.
UGUCAAUCAAUUGUGGUCAAUCAAAUCAAUUAUAAAAAUAAAUUGUACUUGUAAAGUUUACGUUACAUUUUCUAUUUGCAUUUAAUUUGGCCUAACAAUUUGGACAAAUAUUAUUGCAUAUUUGAUUUGUUAUUUUAAUCAAUUUGGUUUAUAUCUUGUGCUUACCAUUUAGGUCACUUGUAUGGGAAAUGAAUAAUCAUACGUGAAAUACACGGUGGAAAAGAAAUCUGUUGCAUCAUGGAGGUGUCACAUUCAUUGACAUUAAAUGAGUCUGCUCUACAGCAGCUACCUGAUGACAAAAAGCCACAUUUCAUUUUUGAAUGGCUGCGUUUCCUGGAUAAAGUUCUUGUUGCAGCUCAUAAGUCUGACAUAAAAAGCUGCCAACAAAAACUUGUAGCUCAAUUGGUUAAUUUACUUCGAGAAUCAUUAGGUGCGCCUGCACGCAGACUCCUGGCUAGAUGUCUGGCAACAUUGUUCUCAGUUGGGGAUACAUUCCUACUGUUUGAUACUGUCAACAAAUGCAAUGAUAUCAUCAAAGUAAAAGAUGAUUCUCCUUCAUACUUACCAACAAGACUAGCUGCUAUUUGUUGUCUGGGAAGUAUGUAUGAAAAACUAGGCAGGAUGAUGGGUAGAUCUUAUGAAGAGACAGUAACAACCCUAGUGAGAUCACUCAAAAGUUCAGAGUCCCAGACAAGAUUGGAAAUUAUGAUAACUUUGGAGAAGAUAUGCUUAGGCAUGGGCACGGCGGCGGGCGCGGCGCUGCGCGAGGUGUCGCGUGCGGCGCGCGGCGCGCUGCUCAGCGAGCGCGCGUACGCGGUGCGUGCGGCGGCGGCCAGCGCGCUGCGCCGCGUGCUGCCGCUCAUGAGGCUCGCCCCAGCUGAUGUUGAUGCGAUCGCAGCCGCCUGCCUCCGUGCAGCACAUCCUAGUGAUUAUGCACUAAGGUGUGCAGUAGCAGAACUUCUUGGUGCACUGAUAGCCACAACUCAAGCCGGAGAAGUCUCAAGCACCAAUACUAAGAUGAAGAUGGGGAUUCAGUCAGUUCAACAAAGCAAGAAGGAUCCACAGAAGAAUGUGGUAUCGCUGGAGGAAGCUCUGAACCUACUAAUGGGUGCGUUCCUGCGAGGCGGCACAUCCUUCCUUAAAGGUGAUAUCAUCAAGUCUGGUUCCGGAGUAAACAGAGAAGUGCGAGUUUGUGUUACACAUGCAUAUGUAAUCUUCGUGCAGAAUAUGGGCGGAGUUUGGUUGGAACGUAACAUGACUACAUUCCUUACGCACGUGUUAGACUUGGUGGCCAAUCCUAAAGCCGCUAGUUCACAUGUCGAUGCUGUUUAUUCAAGGAAGUGCAUAAACUACAUACUUCGUAAUACGCUGGGUAAGAUGCUAGGAGAGAAGGCACAGGCUUCAGCAUGCAAAGAGAUCAUACAGAUUGUUGCCAAGCAGAUGAACAGCAUUGACUUCAACCCGGAGAAUGCUAAGGAUUGUAAUCAGGAGACGCUGUUCAGCCAGCACCUGCUGGUGUGCGCACUGUCGGAGGCGGGCGAGCUGGCGCAGCAGCUCGGCACCUCCGUGCACAACCUGCUCGCCGACACCUCGCUCAACAUGAUCGAUACUAUAUUUAUGGUGUUGCAGCACCCGUGCGUGGCGCUGGUGCUCCUCCAGGUACCUCAUAAGCUGGCAAUUGAUGGUCGUUUCCAUGACUUUCGAGAACAAGGGGGUUACUCAGCGGCGCUGGCGGCGGUGCUGGGCGCGGUGGCGAGGUCCCCGCUGGGCGUGCCGCACGGCCGCGGCAAGGUCGCCUUCAACGCGGCCGAGCAGCUGCUGCGCUCCGCGGGACAGAGCAGCCGCCUCACCGCAGCACGCACUAAUGCUGGCUGGCUCAUCGUUGGCGCUAUAUGUACAUUAGGUAUAACACAAGUUAAAAAGUGCUUUUAA